Triplophysa rosa is the source of this 1890-nucleotide messenger RNA. RefSeq names its product neurensin 1-like (gene nrsn1l). The transcript has 3 exons. Gene Ontology annotation, biological process: nervous system development. Lineage: Eukaryota; Metazoa; Chordata; Actinopteri; Cypriniformes; Nemacheilidae. The record is from RefSeq and is a predicted model, not a curated record. Gene Ontology annotation, cellular component: neuron projection; neuronal cell body; transport vesicle. Bases 129 to 728 code for a protein of 199 amino acids.
UAGCAUGCGCAUGCGCAUUGCGCGCAUUGGAGUACAUCGUAAACUUCGGCUGAUGCAGACAACGCGCAGGUGAUGGGAUGCACAUAAAGAAGCAACCGGGAUCGAUUUCUGAAUAUUCGGUCUGAAAGAUGGCAUCCUGCUCUGAAUUUUGUGGGUCUGGUCACAUGGUCGACUCGGGCUGCCGUGUUUUCGGAGUGCGUUCCUAUUUGCAUCACUUUUAUGAGGAGUGCACAGCCUCAAUGAGGGAUCAGCAGGAAAACCAGAGCCAGAGAUCAUCCCUGCGGUGGAGUCUGAGUCUUUGGAAGGUCACACUUGCACUUGGUGCUGUGCUCCUGACUGUGGGGCUGGUGGUCAUGACGGUGGGCUACGCCAUCCCGACUCGCAUCGAGGCUUUUGGUGAGGGAGAGCUGCUGUUCGUGGACCGGCAGGCCAUGCGAUACAACCGCUCUCUGCAUGUGUGCGUGCUGGUUGGGACAGGGCUUCUCACGCUGGGUGGAGUUCUGAUGGCAGGUGGAAUCCUGAUGUCGAACAUCUCCACGCCUCCAACACCCAUAAAACAGGACGAUUCCAGUCCACAGUCAUCCAGGGGAGAAUGCAAAAUGGGAUGUAGAAUCCUAAGCGCAAUGAAAAGCCCAGCAGACCCCGUGACGAAGCCUCCCAGUCCAGCUUUGAGUGACGGAGGAAUUUCUCCUCUUGCUAGAGAUGAUAAAGUUCAGAAGAGCUUGUAAAAGCUGAAUGACAAUACCUGUUUAAGUGUGAUAUACUGUGCAAACGCUCCUUGUUUAUUUCAAUAAAAAUGUCGGGAGUGUAAUAUUUGUGUUGAAUACUUGAUGACAUCCUUAAACUGGCAACUCUAUAGUGUUUUAUUAUCGUCAAACAUGUACAAAGAAGAAAGAAUAAUGGCACUUAACUACAUUAGGCUUUUUUGAAUGAUAAGUGUUUGCAAGGCUGCAAACAUCAGAGUUUGAUUUGAAUCAUUAUGAUUUCAGUCUUUGACAUGUUCUUACUCGAUCAAUAUUAAAGAUAUCAAGAUUGUAUUUUCAAGGAAUGUUCUUUAUAUUAUGUUGGGUGGUUUUAUGUAGAAAACAGCAAAUCACAAAAAAAUGACUUGCUGUUUUCAGAGGCAGGCUCACGAAUUAUAAUUUAAAAGGCUGUAAAGACGUUCACCCAAAUAUAGAGAAAGAAAGAGAGACAGUGAUAUGAAGCGUCUUGCCCAUGUGCCACUUUUAUCAGUCAAAAGAUGGUUGAAUAAAGAACCGACCAAUCACAAUUCAACAGAUGUAAGAAAAUGACCGACUGGAAUUCAGUAUGCAAAUAUUAGAUCUAGAUUAUGAAUGUAAAUAUUCUAGUUUAAGACUAUGGAAGAUUUUCAAACGGAAAUUUUGAAUUAUUCCAAAAAAGUGAUAUACUUACAAAACUACAAAAUAGGAUAGCACAGGGGCGGACUGGCCAUCUGGCGUACCGGGCGUUUUCCCGGUGGGCCGCUAACGUAUGGGGCCGGAAUGGAGGCGUUGGCCGCUUAGACGGACGUAUUAUAAAUGCGAAUGCACGCAACGCGAAUGCAAAAGACACGUAUGCCACCCCCCAUACACCAACCCCCCCGUCGACAAAUUCGGUGGAGGGCCGAUUUUUCUUCCCAGUCCAGCCCUGGGAUAGCAUGUCUAUUAUCUAAAAUAAAUGAAUGUAAAUUAAAUAUAAAAUAAAUUGUUUUAUUAUAACCAAACACAGACUGGAAGAUAUCUUUGGGCCAGGCACGUGUGUCCGAUGAAACCGUCUAUAGUGUCAAUUGAAAACAGGUUAGACCAAUUUUCUGCAGUUCUUUUUUUGCAGCUCUCUGGAUCAAUGACAUUGUUUUGCAAGUAUUCUCCUCUAAUGCAUAAUGUAUUAGAC